UCUGCGAGGAAACCUAUCCCCGAACUCCCCUUUUAUCAGCAGACUUGGUUCAUCGCUCUUCUCUUCGUGAUGGCUAUGGGAUUCUUCUCCCUCGCUCUGUUCCUCUUCCUCAGCGUCGAUUCCGAUUCCGGCUACACGUCUGCUUCCGCCGCCGCCGCUUCGGGUAAAGAAGGCGUCGAGAUUACGUAUGGAAGUGCGAUGAAGCUGAUGCACGAGAAGACUAAGUUUCGACUGCAUUCUCACGAUGUGCCGUAUGGAUCCGGCAGUGGUCAGCAGUCAGUCACUGCCUUUCCAGGCGUCGUUGAUUCCAACAGCUACUGGAUUGUUAAACCUGUGCCUGGGACAACAGCCAAGCAAGGUGAUGCCGUCAUGAGUGGAGCUACCAUUAGAUUGCAGCACAUGAAGACCCGGAAAUGGCUCCACAGUCACUUGCAUGCAUCCCCUAUAUCUGGCAACUUAGAGGUUAGCUGUUUUGGAGAUGAUUCAAAUUCCGAUACUGGGGAUCACUGGAAGCUUAUAAUCGAAGGGAGCGGGAAGACAUGGAAACAAGACCAAAGAGUCCGACUUCAACACAUAGACACUAGUGGCUACCUCCAUAGCCAUGACAAAAAGUACCAGCGUAUAGCCGGUGGUCAGCAAGAGGUGUGUGGAAUCAGGGAAAAGCGGGCAGAUAAUGUUUGGUUGGCAGCAGAAGGAGUCUACCUUCCCGUUAACGAGAGUAGCAGCAAGUAAAGUGAAGAGUUGUGUUAACUUAUCUCCGAGGAGUCUUUGAAUCUAAUCUUUUACUUUCUAAACUCAUAAACAAGAAAAUACAUAUAUUUUGCUGAUCUUCGAUUGUCGGUCUAACUUUAAAAAAGACUUGUAAUGCUCUACACUUAUGCCCACAUUUUCAUAAAAAAAAUUUAAGUAUCC
Brassica oleracea var. oleracea is the source of this 912-nucleotide messenger RNA. Its product is annotated as stromal cell-derived factor 2-like protein. Lineage: Eukaryota; Viridiplantae; Streptophyta; Magnoliopsida; Brassicales; Brassicaceae. The record is from RefSeq and is a predicted model, not a curated record.